AUGGCUCUCUUCCGAAGGUUCUUUUACCGGAAACCACCCGAUCACCUCCUCGAGAUCUCUGACAGACUCUAUGUGGCACUGUGCACUUUUUCUGAUUCUGUUUCUGGGCUUUGUGUUGCAUUGGGUUUGAUAUAUUCCAUGUUUAAAGUGCCUCCUCUGUUUACUCUACUGUAUAGGCUUGGUCAUAUUCUUCUAAGCUUCUGUUUUACGAAUUGGGUUGAGAUACCAUGUGCUUCUAGUAAUGUGUUGGAGGAAGAUGAGUACAAGGUUUAUAUCGGGGGGGUUGUGGCUCAGCUACAGGAUCACUAUCCGGAAGCAUCUUUCAUGGUGUUCAAUUUCAGAGAAGGGGAUAAGCGCAGUCGAAUUUCAGACAUAAUGUCUCAGUAUGAGAUGACAGUUAUGGAGUACCCUCGGCAAUAUGAGAGUUGUCCCCUUUUGCCUUUGGAGAUGAUUCACCACUUCCUUCGGUCAAGUGAGAGCUGGUUGUCUUUGGAGGGCCAACAAAACGUGCUUUUGAUGCAUUGUGAAAGGGGUGGUUGGCCUGUGCUUGCGUUUAUGCUAGCUGGUCUUCUGUUGUACAGGAAACAGUACAAUGGGGAACACAAGACUCUUGAAAUGGUGUACAAGCAAGCACCUAGAGAACUUCUCCACCUUCUAUCUCCUUUGAAUCCACAACCUUCUCAUUUGAGAUAUCUUCAGUACAUCUCCAGGAGGCAUUUGGGUUCUCAGUGGCCUCCAUCAGAAACACCCUUAUAUUUGGAUUGCAUUAUUCUUAGGGUCCUUCCAUUGUUUGAUGGUGGAAAAGGUUGCAGACCGGUUGUGCGUGUCUAUGGUCCGGACCCUUCAAAACCUUCCAACAGAAGUUCUAAGCUUCUUUCCUCAACUUCAAUGAGCCAAAAUCAUGUUCGCCACUACUUGCAGGCAGAAUGUAUGCUCGUGAAAAUUGACAUCCAUUGUCAUGUUCAAGGGGAUGUGGUUCUUGAGUGCAUGCAUUUAUGUGAUGAUCUUGUUCGUGAGGAGGUGAUGUUUAGAGUCAUGUUUCAUACUGCGUUUGUACGGUCAAAUAUAUUGAUACUGAGCCGCGAUGAAAUUGAUAUUCAGUGGGAUUCAAAGGAUCAGUUCCCCAAGGACUUCAAAUUUGAGGUACUUUUUUUGGACGCUGAUGCUGUUAUACCUAAUCUAACAACAGUCGAUGGGAGUGACUCAGAAUGUGCUUCACCUGAGGCUGAGGAAUUCUAUGAAGCAGAAGAGAUCUUCAGCAAUGUAAUUGAUGCACUGGAAGGUAAGGGAGAUUACGAUUUUUCAAUGGUUCAUGACAGUGAAGUAGAUGAUGGAAGUCAUAAAGAGAUCUGGAAAGAGUAUUCGGACCCUCUUACUUUUCUGGAUUCCAUGUUAGAUGAUGGGAUUCACCAACAGGUUGAUGAAGUGAGGUACAAGCUUGACAAGAGGGUCGUUUCAGAUACUCAUGAUGUCAAAGAUAUUGGUGUGGAUUAUGGAGUCACUUUUAUGCCAAAGGAAGUCACUGUGGAUGCACAUGAUAAGUUGGCAGUUUUGCAAAACAAGUAUGAUGAAGAUAACAAUGAAACAGAGGAAGGGCUGCAGGGGCUUGAUAUUUCACGACCAAAAUCUGACAAAUUACUUAUUUCUGCUGAAAAUAAACAACUUCCUUCAAACUCAAAGCCCAGGGGAGAUUCAGUCGUUGCAAACCAAGAACCACAUGGUUUUCAGGCAAAUCAAGCAAAACCCAAUGCAACAACUAGGUUGAUUCCUUCUAAUAAGGGUUCUUGUCAAGAUUCCAUGAUUGUCUCAUAUCCACCAUCAAGGAACAAUAAUUUAUCACUUAAGGAGGAAACUAGUGAUGCUAAAGGAGAAUCUACUUCUGGUUCUGAUGUUUCUGAAGCAAUUGUUUUUAUGGACACGAUAAAUGACCUGAAAAACUCUGAUGGUGAUAACUCAAAAUCUUCAGACAGUGUAGCUGAAAUAGGCUCAAACUCUCCACUAUCAUCAUUUCUGUCAGUCCAAGGGAUAUCUCUUCAAUUAACUACUCAAGCAUCACAACAGAGCUAUGAUCCAAUGUUACAACUUUAUCUUCCUCCACCUCCUCCUCCACCUCCACUUCCAAAUUUUGGGCAGAAUAGAGGGAGCUUCAUGACUCCUUCUACCCAUUGGAAAUCUGUUGGAAAAAAUAAUGGUGCUUUACCUCCUUCCCCUGCUCCUCCCAUUGCAAAUAGUGUAAUUACAUCAAAAGUUUCACUACCACCGCCACCUCCUCCUCCUCCUCCCCCUCCUAUGCAAUCUACAAAUGGAGCUCCAGUCCCUCCUCCCUCAAUGUCUCCAACAAUGUUUAAAGCUCCACCUCCUGCACCCCCACCGCCACAUCAUCCUCCACCUCCUCCUUUAAGUACUGCUCCACCACCUCUUCCUCCUUCAUUAUCCAGAGCUUCACCUCCACCACCACCACCACCACCUAUUCCUCCAUCAAGUGGAGCUCCACCUCCACCACCACCUUCUUCAAUGUCUAGAGCUCCACCUCUACCACCAUCUUCUUCACUUUCUAGAGCUCCACCUCCCCCACCUCCACCAACUCGUGGACCACCACCACCUGCAAUGCAUGGAGGCACACCACCACCUCCAGGGGGACGAGGCCUACCUCCUACUGGAAUGCGUGCUCCUGGUGCUCAUUCUCCUUUUGGCCCUCUAGGUGGUGCUCCUUUUCCUUCACAAAUUGGAACCGAUACAAGAGGGAGAGGGCGUGGACUUGGACGUCCGACAGGGGCUGGUGCCAUGGCAACUCGGAGAUCCUCCUUAAAGCCUCUGCAUUGGAGUAAGGUAACAAGGGCAUUGCAAGGAAGUUUAUGGGACGAAUUACAAAGACGUGGAGAACUUCAAAUAACGCAAGAGUUUGACGUUUCAGAGAUAGAGAAGCUUUUUUCUGCAAAUGUUCCAAAACCUGCUGAUUCCGAUGGUAAAUCCGGUGGGCGGCGCAAAUCUGUUGGAUCCAAAACUGACAAAAUUCACUUGAUUGACCUAAGGAGGGCCAAUAAUACUGAAAUUAUGCUCACAAAGGUUAAGAUGCCACUUCCUGAUAUGAUGGAAAAGACUAGCAAUGCCUUACGAUACAGAAUGCUGAACAAUGAAGUAGCAAAAAAGAAAAAAAUAUCAGCCAAGUUUUGUAGAGAUGAGAAUCUUGUAGUGUAUGAAAGGAGAGGACAAACAAGAAAAGAUAAGAUGAUGACUGAAUUUGCCAGAGAUAAAUUAGGAGCAGCACUUGUUAAUAAGGAAAAGAUUCUAGAAUCUCACAUAAUAAGAGCCCAGUAA
Molecule: messenger RNA, 3318 nt
Organism: Sphenostylis stenocarpa
Lineage: Eukaryota; Viridiplantae; Streptophyta; Magnoliopsida; Fabales; Fabaceae
Source: the annotation of a GenBank genome assembly